GUUACCAUGGAUAUCCAGUUCAAGGGCUGUACACUGAAAAGCUUGCAAUCAAAGCUGUGUGGGGUUUACGAGCAGAUUAAGUGAGCAUUGUCAGUAGACAGGGGAGAAUCUCGGCAGCAAGGUACUGGCAGACCAAGUAUAUGUGUGGGAGAUGAGGACCGAAACAUCUCUCAUACAGAGGAAGGUAAGCACUUGGACUGAGGAAGACGCUCCAAUAUGUUCAGACCAUCAUGCAGAAGUUCGAGUCCGUUUUCAGACCUCGACAUGUGGGACACAAGAUCUCGCUUUGCAGCCCAGACCUCAGCAUGGAGUGGCAUGGCAGCUGUCUCUGGGACAGGGUUUCUGUCCAAAGUCAACACAAGCACAUGUGGGAGCACUGGUAGCUUCAGACAGAACGACCCAGGUCUGCGGAAGUGGCAGUCGUUGUCCCAUCUGGAGCCUGAGGCUGGGACAUGGCCCUUUCCUCCAUCUCCAGGGUCUGAACUGAGGGCUGCCAGAGGUGAACGAAGCUUCAGACAGGCUGAAGUGGGACAAUGGAUGCAGGAUGCUCAUGAGCGUCUGGACAGCCAGCUCAGUGGGCUAAGAAACAAAAACUCACAGCUAAGUUAUAACAAAACUGCUGCACAUCUCCAUGACAUUAAACAUCAGGAGAAGGAGUCCGCUGAAUUUUCCCAGUAUGAAAUCAGUCGGCAGCGAGGACAGCUUCAUGACAAGGUCAUACAGCUGGAGAAGGAGCUGUUGCAAAUGAGGUCUAGUAUGGGAAGAGGAGGCAGUGAUCAAACAGAAGAGAAAACUUUUGCAUCAUUCAGCAAUAUUUUUCCAUUGAGUCAAGAAGACCCAAACAGGCAGGAUAGUCAGAGGGUUGAUUCAGAGCUGCAUAAGCUUAGAGAGGCUCUGAAAGAAGCUGAGGCAAGGGCGAAGACACAAGAAGAAGAACGAAAACAGGCGCUCCAGAAACUCCAGAAUUCAGCAGAGAUACAGAGAACGCUGUUGAAUCAAAUCGAAGAGAUGAACCAGAGGCUCAGCAACACGAGGCAGAGUCAGUCUGAAGUUCAGGAACAGCUGAGUGACGCUAACAACAAGAUCAGCCAAGCAUGCCUGGACAAAGCCACCCUGCUGACUCAAGUGAUAAAACUGGAGGAUAAUAUAAAAGAAAUGAAGAGCAAACAGGCAGAGGAUCAGUCUGAGAAAGAUGCACUGAUCAAGGAAAAAGCAGAUCUGCACCAGAGGAACAAGGUCCUCGACCUGCAGCUGAAGAGGGCCCAAAAGGGUUCAGAGGGAUGUGAGGACUCUGAUUCCAACAACAACAACAAACAGGAUGAGGAAACAGAUCAGAUGAGAGAGGACUCAAAGGCUCUCAGAGAGGUCAAUGAAAAGCUGACACAUAAGCUUGAAAUGAUGAAUCAGAAACUGACGACAUCACAGUACGAGCUGCAGGAGAUGACAGCAGAGAGAGACAUCCUCUCCAAACAGACCACAGAGCUGAAGUCAGAAUGCUCUCAGCUUGUCAGAGAAGAAGACAAACUGCUCAGUAAAAUGAGUGAAAGUGGACAUGAAGAGCUAACAGAGAUUAUAGAAAAGUGCUGCCAGCUCAAAGAAUCAGUGGAAACAUUGGAAUCAGAAAAAGUGAAACUGCAGGAUCAGUGCUUGCGUCUGGAGGCAGAGGUCCUUGAGAAGGAGGAAAAGCUACAGGUGCAGGAGGAAGAGUAUAAGAGGCAAGAUGCAUUGAGAGUCCAGGCCAUAGAGGGACAGAAAGCCAUGACCUCACAUUGGACUGAGAAGUGGCAGAAGGUGGCUUUGACCCUGCAGGCCACACAGGAGGAGCUGGGAGAACUCAAAAAGAACAACUUCAGAAACGGGAAGGAAUCUGACUCACUGCUGAGGGUUCAGGUUGUUGUAUGUGAACCAGAGCCAGAGAGGAGCAGGGAUCAGGUGCAGCUUCAUGGACAUAAAGGUGGUGAAGCCGUGCAGACUCAGGAUGCAGAGGCAGUAACAGACUUAUCAGAAUCCUCUUUGUUAAGGGAAGCACCAUCAGACUCCCAGACCAACCAAAACAAAACCCCUCAGGUCAAAGAUGAGAAAUCAUCGGGGGAAAGCAUAAAGGAUACAACUGUCUGUACAACUGAUCCAGAGACCGACCAACAGAGGAGGCUAGUCACUGAGCAGUUAAAAAGUCUGUUUAAGGAGCGAGAAGAAAAGGAGGUUCAAACAGUUGACAACAGCUCAGGAGGAGCUCAGACAGGAGUCCCAUCCCCACAGGACCGGUUCCAAACUGCUAAAGCCAUGAGGAAAGCAGGGGACAGGGGGAUCUGGCAGCAUGGCUCAGGUUUGAUGCCGGUGUUUGAGGAGGACGAGGAGAGCAGUGAUUGUUCAGGAGGGGAGGAUGGAGCGCUGACAAAACUGUCAACCGAGAUGUUUGAUCACACUAUGGGGGCAGGAAUCAUCAAUCUGAAGGCAAAACAUGAGAAACUGCUGCAAGCUGCACUAAGAUGCAAGCAGCCAGUACACGCUUGUCUGCAGACUGCAGAAAAACUAUCAGACACGCCCUCUGAUGUCAAAGUGCCAAACAUGCCAAAUUAUUCAGCUGAGAGCAGCCUGCAGCAGAAGAGACCACCUCCAUUCUACCCGGAUGGAAUAUUCCUGGCUGAGGUUAUUGACAUCUGUAGCCCUGAUGAAGAUGCAGAGGAUGGAGUAGAUAAAUGAUGUGUUUGAUUAAUACUUCAGCUCUUGGUGAUGCUUGCUCUAUGCUCUAUUAUUAAAUUGUGUGUCCUUUAGCUCAUACUGUAUGCUUUUACUGGAAUAAAAAAGAAAAGACUCAUUCAC
This is a messenger RNA of Notolabrus celidotus (New Zealand spotty), 2823 nucleotides long. Its product is annotated as putative leucine-rich repeat-containing protein DDB_G0290503. The coding region runs from base 217 to 2703 and encodes 828 amino acids. NCBI's taxonomy places the organism in Eukaryota, Metazoa, Chordata, Actinopteri, Labriformes, Labridae. The transcript is spliced from 20 exons. The record is from RefSeq and is a predicted model, not a curated record.